Messenger RNA from Candidozyma pseudohaemuli, 609 nucleotides. It is a transcript of the gene PGA43, whose product is annotated as Pga43p. The transcript has 2 exons. The coding region runs from base 1 to 609 and encodes 202 amino acids. The record is from RefSeq and is a predicted model, not a curated record. NCBI's taxonomy places the organism in Eukaryota, Fungi, Ascomycota, Pichiomycetes, Serinales, Metschnikowiaceae.
AUGUUGCCUCGACUUCUCUUGAUCCCGGUUCUCGCCGCAGCGCUUGUGGCGCCAGAAUACGGCUCGUACAAGAACCCCCACCCUAGACCUCUCCACAAGUGUGACAACUCUGACAUCGCCAUGUUGGCUGCUUGCUCCAACCAGGUGCUUGCACAAUUGGACGACUGCAAGGCCAACGACUUGGCCUGUGAGUGCUGUGCUCUUCAGUCCAUGGACCCAAAGUGCCACAAUCUCUGUCCUGGGAACCCCAAUGCCAAUUUCCUAACCGUCUUGGUCAAUGACUGUGCACCGUUGAACGACAUCAACGCUUGCAACCUUCCUUUCAAGAAGAACGACGGAGCAGGAAGACCCAAGACUGUCGUAGAUGACGAACCAGGCAACACCAUCUCGGUCAAGUCGCAGCUCCUGAAACCGGCAAAGCAGCUCUAUCAAGGAGACACGCUUUAUGCGGCGUACCAGGACGACACAGAGUCCAGUUCUGAAGAAGAGGACGAGGAAGAGUACGAGCCUCCAGCCAACUUCCUGAGACCCACCAUCCACAUCAUCCAAAACCAGACCAACCACUAUCGGGUGCCUCACGUAUCACGUCGGUGGUUUCUGCCGUUCUAG